UUCCCCCCUUUCCUUCCUGGAAGGAUCUAGACACACCAGAUCCACAAGUCCCGAUGUCUUUAAAAGGAUCUGCCUGGGGAAUACGGCUCAUCUGCGCCCUGUGACACCCACCUGGAUUGUAGUGGAAAGUCCAACGGCCAUUUCUGCUGCAGCUGGCAUCAUGAAGGCCUGUGUCCCUCUUAUAGUGGUCAUCCUCUGUGGCCUGGCCUGGGCUGGAAACCUGGAGUCUUGCGCAUCUCGCUGUGAUGAGAAGUUUAACCGGGACGCUGCCUGCCAGUGCGAUCGUCGGUGCCCCCAUCAUGAUGACUGCUGUCCCGACUAUGAACAUCUGUGCGCUGCUGAUGAAGGUCCCCCCGAGCCAAAGGCAUUCUUGGAUCCGAAGGAUGCGAUCCCAGCCAGCCACCUGUAUUCUGCACCAAGUUCCUGCCAGGGCCGCUGCCGGGAAGCCUACGACAAGCACCACCCUUGCCAUUGCAAUGACCGCUGCCAAGAGUUUGGGGACUGUUGUGAGGAUUUUGACAGCCUGUGUGGAGACCGUGAGGGCUUCUCGCACAGCAGUGACGCCAUAACCACGGAGGAACUUCAGAGUAUUUCUGAGGUGAUCUACAGGGUAGAUACCAAUAAAGCUCAGAAGGAAGACAUUGUCCUCAACAGUCAAAACCGCGUCUCCCCGUCAGAGACAGGAAACCAAGUAGACCGAUGCCCGGAGCCGCUCUUCACUUACGUCAACGAGAAGCUGUUCUCCAAGCCUACUUACGCAGCCUUCAUCAACCUACUCAACAACUACCAACGGGCCACCGGGCACGGGGAGCACUUCAGUGCGCAGCAGCUGGAGGAGCAGGGUAUCUUCCUCAGGGAGGUCAUGAAGACAGCCGUCAUGAAGGAGCUCUAUGGCUUUCUCCAUCACCAGAACCGCUACAGCUCUGAACAAGAGUUCGUGGACGAUUUGGAGAACAUGUGGUUUGGGCUCUAUUCAAGGGGCCACGAAGAAGGGGACUCGAGUGGCUUUGAACAUGUCUUCUCAGGCGAAGUGAAAAAGGGCAAGGUGGUUGGCUUCCAUAACUGGAUCCGCUUCUACCUGCAGGAGAAAGAGGGUCUGCUUGACUAUUACAGUCACAACUAUGACGGGCCUUGGAAUUCCUACCCCGACGUCCUAGCGAUGCAGUUCAACUGGGACGGCUACUACAAGGAAGUCGGCUCGGCUUUCAUUGGCAGCAGCCCCGAGUUCGAGUUUGCCCUCUACUCUCUGUGCUUCAUCACCAGGCCAGGCAAAAAGUGCCGCUUAAGCCUGGGUGGCUAUCCUUUGGCCAUCCAGACCUACACCUGGGAUAAGACCACCUACGGAAAUGGCAGGAAGUUCAUCGCCACAGCCUAUGUGGUGUCUUCUACCCAGUAG
Molecule: messenger RNA, 1396 nt
Organism: Acomys russatus (golden spiny mouse)
Lineage: Eukaryota; Metazoa; Chordata; Mammalia; Rodentia; Muridae
Gene: Endou
Product: endonuclease, poly(U) specific
Exons: 10
Coding region: 161-1396 (411 amino acids)
Biological process (GO): immune response
Molecular function (GO): scavenger receptor activity; RNA endonuclease activity; polysaccharide binding
Source: RefSeq, a predicted model, not a curated record